This is a messenger RNA of Polychytrium aggregatum, 1116 nucleotides long. Its product is annotated as NLI interacting factor-like phosphatase-domain-containing protein. Lineage: Eukaryota; Fungi; Chytridiomycota; Chytridiomycetes; Polychytriales. The transcript is spliced from 5 exons. Gene Ontology annotation, molecular function: protein serine/threonine phosphatase activity. Bases 195 to 956 code for a protein of 253 amino acids. The record is from RefSeq and is a predicted model, not a curated record.
ACAACCAACCCGACUCGCAUUUUGGGGCAAGGGCGCCGCUCAUCCCCAUCACCACGCCGCCGCCUCCCACUCCAUCUCGCUCUGCCAUCGACAGCUCCAGCCCGCCGUCGCUGCAUCUCCAGACCCUCCCCCAUCCGCUCCGGCCCAGCGCUGCAAUCGUCCAUCGCCCGCCUUCCGCAAGCCUCUCAUCGCCGAUGCAGCAGCAGCUCCGCAAUGUCCUUUCACAGUUUCUGCCGGCAGGGGUAGUCGACCUGCUCGUAUCGCCAAGCCCGGCAGCGCCGAGCCCGUCCCGCUCUGCCCAACUGUCGUCGCCGCCGCCGUUGUCGGCUCUGCCAGCAGCCGACCAAGUCAUGACCGAUCUAGAUACGGACUCGAACGCGAGCGACUCGCAAGUGCAUCGAUACUCGGUCCCGAGACCGAGGAGAGGGCCGAUGGCCCAGCAGAAGAAGACCCUGGUCCUCGAUCUGGACGAGACGCUGAUCCACUCGACCUCGAGGGGCUCCCGCAACCACGACCAUAUGAUCGAGGUCCUGGUUGAUAGGCACGUCUGUCUCUACUAUGUCUACAAGCGGCCGCAUGCCGAUUACUUUCUCCGUAAGGUCAGCGAAUGGUACAAGGUCGUGAUCUUUACCGCUUCAAUGCCCGAGUAUGCCGAUCCCGUCAUCGAUUGGCUCGACAGUUCCCGGACGCUGAUCAGCCGUCGAUACUUUCGUCAGUCGUGCACGCCUCGGAACGGCACCUAUGUCAAGAACCUGUCUCUCGUCGAUCCGGAUCUGUCGCAGGUCAUCCUGGUCGACAAUUCACUCGCAGCGUUUGCAAUGAACGAAGACAACGGCAUACCCAUCGAGAGCUGGAUGAAUAACCCCAACGACGAAGCGCUGCUGGAUCUGCUCCCCUUUUUGGACGCCCUGCGAUUCACCCACGAUGUCCGAUCGGUGCUGUCGCUCAGGGCGUGACCUCGGCUUCCGAACACACGUACAUUCACAGGCUCUGUAUCUCGUCGUCGACCGGUCAGAUCCGCUUGGGUCCCAGGUGUCAAGUGCAGCGCCGCGUCACAUCCAUUUCCCAAUAUACUGGCACACUCGGCCAAGAGCACUCUCGGUGGCUGAGAAGGGC